AUGAGACAACCUGACUCUCCGACCAUCAUAUCAAACUCGAGCUCAUCGCAAGAAGAUUAUGGAGCAACUCGAGCAAAAUAUGCCACUCUUAGAGAAGAUAUACACUCAAAGAAAAGGAACGUUGAAGGUAUGAAAGACAAGAUAUACCAGCUCACACGCGCCAUUACUAAUAUGAUGGCAAGAGAUAAUGGGGCUAACAAGAACGCUUUUGCUUAUGUUCCUCCACCCGUGGAUAGUAAUCCACUAUAUGGAUUCAUCUCUAAUAUCCAAGGUACUAAAGCUGAUAUCACUCAACUAAAGACGAACGUCCCUCUUCCGGAAGGGUCUGUUCCAAUUUUGGUUCAGAAUGGGGCAUUCCGUCCUACACAAGUACCAGUUCCACAUGACAACUACCUAGAUUUAAGCCAGAAAUACGAAGAUGAAGGUCCAAGGUAUAUGGAUCAAAAGAAUAAACUGGCUACUCACCCAGUUACUACUAUUGGGGAACCAAGGGUGGACAAAAAGUAUAAGAUACUGGAGGAAAGGCUAAGGGUUGUUGAAGGCUUCAAUAUAUUUGGAGUUGAUGCAAUAGAAAUGUGUCUAGUACCUGAUGUGGUCAUACCUCUAAAAUUUAAAACACCAUAUUUUGAGAAUUAUAGAUGUGUCAAUUGCCCUAGGAAUUAUCUUCGGAUGUUUGUCAGAAAGAUGGUUGCCUACGCGGCAAACGAGAAGCUGGUGAUGCACUAUUUUCAAGACAAUUUAAGUGCGGCAUCCUUAGAUUGGUAUAUACAGUUGGAGAGAACUCAUGUCAAGACCUUGGAAGACCUUGCUAAUGCUUUCCUAAGGCAGUACAAGUAUAAUUUGGACACGGCUCCUAAUCGUAUGCAACUGCAAAACCUAUCUCAUAAAGAAACUGAAUUAGUUGAUAUGUUCAUGGGCACCCUUCAAGUCCCAUACUACAAGAAGAUGAUAGGGUCUGUGUUAACGGGAUUUACUGACCUGGUGAUAAUUGGAGAAAGAAUUGAAAAUGGUUUGAAGAGUGGCAAGAUUAGAAAACCUUCCUCUAGUCGACAUAAUUCCAGGAGAUACUCCAACAAUAACAAUUCAAAGAAGAGAGGGACCAAUGUUGUUACAAUCGACGGAUAUUCCCAGAUACCUUACUAUCCUUAUGUGGUAGUAGUAAAUCCUGGUCAAUAUCCACAACAGGUGUACCCUAUACCUCAAGUUCAACAACCUGGAAUGCUGCCUCCACAGAAUCAACAACAGUGGAAUGGGUAUCCCCGAAGGGACCAACAUGGGCCUAGGAAUGAAUUUGAUCCCAUACCUAUGACACAUACUCAGAUCUUGCCAUAUUUAAUUCAAAGAGGGUUGGUGGAGCCUAAACCUCUUGUGCCUCCGUCAACAUCUCCUCCUUGUGGCUAUGAUGUUAAUGCCAUAUGUGACUUCCAUGCUGGUUCGCUAAGGCAUACUACUGAGAAUUUCCUGGCUCUCAAAUUCAAAGUACAAGAUUUGCUCAACUGUAAGAUUAUUUCUUUCGAUGCAGAGAAUCCAAACAUAAAGAAUAAUUUGAUGUUAUGGCAUAAUGGCCCAACUGUCAAUGCCAUCAAAGGAUCAAAAGAUAGCAUCCUAAUCAAGGAGGUAGAUCAAGUGAAAACCUAUAUGGCUAGGAUACGCGAGAAACUGAUUGGGUAUGAGAUGUUUGGGAAGCUACACGCCGAUUGCAAAGUUUUCCCGCUUAAAUCGGGCAAGUGUGAGAAAAUGAAAAGGUGUAUGCAACUGAUGAUGGAUCAAGGUGUGGUUCAAAUUGGGUACUCGAAGAAAGUAGAGGAUAUUUCAGCCAUAUUCUUAGGGGAACUCACCCAUUGA
This is a messenger RNA of Lathyrus oleraceus (garden pea), 1845 nucleotides long. RefSeq lists its product as uncharacterized. The record is from RefSeq and is a predicted model, not a curated record. Lineage: Eukaryota; Viridiplantae; Streptophyta; Magnoliopsida; Fabales; Fabaceae. The coding region runs from base 1 to 1845 and encodes 614 amino acids. The transcript is spliced from 2 exons.